Ornithodoros turicata is the source of this 3164-nucleotide messenger RNA. Its product is annotated as protein 5NUC-like. Lineage: Eukaryota; Metazoa; Arthropoda; Arachnida; Ixodida; Argasidae. The record is from RefSeq and is a predicted model, not a curated record. Gene Ontology annotation, molecular function: 5'-nucleotidase activity; nucleotide binding; metal ion binding. Gene Ontology annotation, biological process: AMP catabolic process. The transcript has 9 exons. Gene Ontology annotation, cellular component: plasma membrane. The coding region runs from base 283 to 2154 and encodes 623 amino acids.
GCCUUAUCUCCCUUACGACUGUUACGUUAUCGCCUUGCGACAUCAAACUAAAGAAGAUACUAUACUGAGUGAAACCCUGGAGACACGGAGAAAACAAAAAGGGACCGCACAACACAAAGAAGAUAAGUUUAGCAGACACUCCCUUGAUCAGUGUUGAAACAACGUUACUGCUGCUCAAUUUAGCCGCUGCAUGGUUGCACUGCCAACUUGUUAAUUCCAGCUCAUUACGCGCCAAGUGACACAAAGCGUUAACGUUCAAGGUCACGAACACCGUCUGCCAGCAUGGACUUCCCCUUACUUACUUCCUCCUUUCCCGCAAUCAUCGCACUCGUUUACUGCUUCGCGACUUUACCCGAAGGCAUGCAAGCAUGUGCAUCGCAGGAAACACACACAGCUCCCCCACGUAGGCUUUCCAGCAACCUGUUGGGAAUGGCAACAAGGUGGCUACUUCUAACGUGUUGCAGUGUAGUGCUUGCCGGUGACUUUACGUUGACAGUGCUCCACACGAACGAUGUGCAUUCGCAUUUUCUGGAAACUAGCCCAUCUGGGGGACGAUGCAAGCAAGAAAAGAAGGAAACCUGCGUCGGAGGCGUCGCACGACACUUGGCUCUGGUGCGAAAGAUGAAGGCUUCUAAUCCUAACACACUUUUCUUGAAUGCCGGAGACUACUUCCAAGGAACAGCCUGGUACACGCUGCUCAAGUACAGACCCGUUGCCGAUGUAGUGCAACUCCUUGCUCACGACGCUAUGUGCUUAGGAAAUCACGAAUUCGACGACGGUCCAGGAGGUCUGGAACCUUUCCUCAAAGCUCUUAAAGACAAGGUCCCAGUUCUGGCGGCUAACGCAGACUUUUCCGCCGACGAAAUACUUAAAGAUCGACAGGUGAACAGAUCAGUUACACUUGUGGUUGGCAGUCAUCAUGUAGGCAUCGUCGGAGCGGUUACGAAAAAUACAGAGCACGUUUCUAAUGUGGGUGGUGUGACAUUCACCGACGAAUUGGAAGCUAUCAGAAAGGAAGCGCAAAGGCUGAAGAAGAGCGGUGUCAACAUCGUGAUUGCUGUGACGCAUUGCGGCUACGCAAAGGAACAGCAGAUCGCGAAAGAAGUUCCAGAAGUCAGUCUCAUAGUCGGAGGGCAUUCGCACACGUUCCUCUUUUCUGGAAGCGAUUAUCCUGCGGAGGACACUCCUCAGGGUCCCUACCCUACUGUGGUGAAUCGCGUGGAUGGAACGAAGGGCCUAGUAGUGCAAGCAUACUGGUUCGGAAAAUACAUGGGCCUCCUCAACGUCACCUAUGACGAGAAUGGAAAUAUCCUGAAGUGGUCCGGUCGCCCGCUUCUCUUGGAUCAUACUUAUCCCAAAGAUCCCGAAAUGGAGAGACUGCUGGACAAAUACGAAACACGCGUGACGGAAGAAGGGAGCAAGGAUGUUGGAAGCUCGAGGGUACUUUUGGAUGGUCGCGCCUGUCGGGACGGUGAAUGCAACAUGGGUAACCUCAUCACUGAUGCUCUUUUCGACUACUACUCCAACAGAAAGACUCGGUCAAACUCGACAUGGUCGGACGUCAACGGUGCUAUGAUCGUUGGAGGCACUAUUCGAGGCUCCAUCUCACAAACAGAUCACGUUAUCAUGGAGGACCUUCUGACUGUGAUGCCUUACGGGAAUACGAUUUCCAUAAUCACCCUAGAUGGCGACCUCCUCAAACGUGUCUUCGAGCAUUCCAUUCGAAGAUUCAACUUCAAGAACCAUCCCGGAGAGUUCCUGCAAGUGUCAGGGCUUCACGUAAAGUACGACAUGUCCAAACCCCCCCUGGAACGUGUUAGCUCACUGGAAGCUAUUUGCACGAACUGCACUGUUCCACGUUACGAAGCUGUCGUGCCUGACAAAUGGUACAGGGUUGUGACGUACCUCUUCACUGCUCGAGGUGGAGAUGGGUUCAAUUUCAGCAAAGCUGUGGCUAUCGAGAAUCUUGGUGACCUAGACUUGGAUGUAUUCCGGAAAUACCUGACGAAGAUAUCUCCAAUCAAGGCAAAGGUGGAAGGGCGCAUUAUUAUUAGUGAAGGGACGGUGCUUCCUGGUAGAUCGUCAUCGGCGUGCCCACAUGGACUAUCAUCGUAUGCGUUGGCUAUCGCAGCCGUCUGGUCGCUUCGGCGGUGACCAGGUGACCAGCCGAACGCUGUCCAGACGACAGACAUGGGCUGUGUUUCAAGUCAGCAGCUCACAAGUCAGAUCAUCAAUAGGUCAUCGUCACGGACAAUGUUUCUCAAUGAAUAACGAACUGAUCACGUGCAUUCUUCUAGGCCUACAGUUGCUUAUGGCUUGGAAGGUUGUUACACAGUCGCAGAACUUCACCGCAUAAGGCGCUCAUACACUCUUAGAUCUUCACCGCAUACCAGGCUCCUAGCCAACCGUCAUUACGGAUGUCAUCUUUCUCUCCCCUGAUUUGUUGAAAACGAGAGGCCUACGCCUUUUUGUGGUACUUGUGUAGUUAUGAUAAUUGUUACGAAAAGGCGUACGCCACGUGCUCCCCACGAAUCAGGAGUAAUAAGGGUAUCAUUCCGUGCAUUGGUUGGCCUUCAGCGUGCUAUAUUGUAAAGUACCCAUACACUCUAAAAACAGAGCUUCACCGCAUAGCACGCUGUGCGCCAUUGCCACGAGUGAUAGGGUUAUCGCUUCUGAUUCGAGGCGAGAGAGGGGCGUACACCUUUUUGUGGCAAUUACCAUAUACCUAAAUUGCCACAAAAAGGCGUGCGCCUCUCUCUCUCCUCGAAUCAAAAGCGAUAACCCUAUCAUCCUCGGCAAUGGUUGGCGCAGAGCGUGCUAUCUGCGGUGAAGUUCUGUUUUUAGCCCGAACGACAUCUACUUCUGGAGAACGGGAAACGUACCGUCUCUUUUGUGACGCUUAUGCGGUUGUAGUAGUUGUCACAAAAAAAGUGUGCCUCCGUGCUUUCCACAAAUCAAGAGUGAUAACAAUUCUCUGCAAUGGUUGGCGUUCAACGAGUGACAACAACUCCCUGCACAUGGUUGGCGUUCAACGAGUUUAUGUGGUGAAGUUCUGCUUUUAGAGUGCAUGCUGGAAGGAUGAAAACCAGAAAUGCCCUGGUCAACGUUAUGACGUCAUCGCUAGUUUUCUGGUAUUGAUUUUAUUACUAUCUUUCAAGGUUUCA